AUGGCGGAACCCAUCUCGAACGCCGCUGAAGCCAAACUGGAGAUUGAGCCAUCAACUGAAAACAUCAAAAUCGCCAAUGGCACCCCGCCGCCCGUUCCUGAAGUAGCGGUCAAAGAUCCCGCUAAUAUUCCAAUCCCAUCGGAAUCGCCCAAGAAAGGAUGCAAGCACACGGAUAAGAUGGAUAACAUCAAAAAGAAGAAAAGACGAACCAAGAAAAAGGCAGUUGACGAGACAUCGGACUCGGAAUCCUCCUCGUCAUCCUCUGAUGACACUGACUCGGAUACCUCAGUUGUAGACUCAGUCACCGAUGAGUCGGAGCUGGAGCGACGCAAGAAGACUCGAUACCGGAAAGCAAAGCAGGCGCUGAGGGAUAAAAAGAAGCGACAGAGACGCAGACAGCGUGGUCGCAAGUCAGCGGCAGUGGACCCCGUUACGGAGACCUCAAGUGAAUCUGACACUGGCUCAGAGUCGUACGAAUCGGACUCGGCGUUGGAUGAGAAGAAUUUGCGACAUCUGGUCGCAAAGCUUACGCUUAAGAAGCGACAUAAGCGAUCGCGUGAUCAAAACAGCGAUGAGACUGGAUCAACUGUUACCCCUACCGAAACUCGACGUUCAAGACGUUCGAAGAGGAAGCCUGCCUCCAAGGUGGACUUCAAGCGUGUAGAUCAAUUAUGGGACAGCACAAUCCACAAGUACAAGCUGACCGAGACGGUGAAUGAUCCUGAUGCCGACGAAUGGGACCAAUAUCUCUUCACUGUGCGCCGGAAGUUCAAUUGGGAAAACAAGUAUCUCGAGACAGUGGUGGACAUCAAAAGCAAGCCCCUGCGUGAGGCAAUGACGAAGGUGAUGGAUGGCGUGAAGGGAGUCAGCAUGGUCGAAGACCCAGCUGUCGUCGAUCCUAACAUGUUGUUCUUGUACCUCGAUGAGACCAGACAGCACAUGAAGGAUCUCAAGGAGAAAUCACGAACGGGAAAGAAACGGAAGGAACGCAAGUCAGCGGCUACUCAAGCGGCGCAUCUUAAGGUCCUCCUCAAGUACCUCGACAGCGACUAUGCAAGCGUCAAGAAGACGCUCUACCCGCUGUUGGAGAAUAACACAAUCACAUUCGAUCUCCUGUGGGCGAUCUUCAAACCCAACUCCAUUGCGUAUACGCCAACUUACGGCAACACCGAUGAGCCCCGUGCCUUUAAAAUCGAGUACGCACAAAAGGAGUCGUCCUUCGUCAGAGGCCAAUGGUACGACAUUGAAGGUCGAUACCUAGAGUAUGACGGGAAAGAUUUUGGAUUCGGCACCAUGUCGGCCGAAGUCGAAUCGUUCAAAGGACCACGUAAGAUCACCAGCCUCGCCUGUUACCCACUGCAAUACCACCGCGAUGCCGAGGGGCUCCAGACUCGUCUGGUCGAGCGUGGUAAGCGAUUCGUGGCGAUGCGUGGCAUGAACUACCGCUUCCACAAGGGAAUGGCGUUUUACAAAAGGAAGAAGAAUCAAAUUGCCAAGGUCAACAUUGAUAGCCGAGUGAUGGUGGACCCAGCUCUUCAUCGCCGUGUCAAUCCGAACUAUGCCAUUAGCACUGUCCGGCCUAAGGAUUCGGAUCUUUUUGAUGCUUUUGGGACGGAUAUGACGGGGGACGAAGACGAUAGCGACAACGGCUGUUGCUGUGCGGGCUCGGAUUCUGACACCGGACAUGGCGGUAUGUCUGAUGUUCCACGAACGAGAUACAAGGUGAUUGAAGGGGACGACGGAACCCAUCGCGUCGUGGAAGUAGAAGUCGACGAGAACGGACAGGAGGUUCAGAAAGAGAACUUGGAGCGCAUCGAAGGUACCGAUGGGGUGAUUGGUCGUGAGUUCACCGAGGAAGAACUCCUCAUCGCCAGCCCUGUCGUGCUGGGCUUUGCCUUCACGGAGAAGAUGUGGCUGGAGUUCACCAUCUCGGGUAUCAGCGAUAUCGAAUGGGAUAAAGAGGCCUUCGAUUCACUGGUCCUCCCCGACAACCAAAAGUCCAUCGUCAAGGCUCUUGUAGAGUCACACACCUUCCACGCAGCCGAGAAUAUCGACGACGUAAUCCAGGGCAAAGGCAAGGGCCUAGUCGCAGUACUUCACGGCCCACCUGGAACAGGCAAGACCCUGACAGCCGAGGGAAUCGCCGAGCUGCUCAAACGUCCACUGUACAUGGUCAGUGCCGGAGAACUAGGAACCGACUCACGUACUCUGGAGGCAGAGCUUAACAAAAUCCUCGAUAUCGCGCACUCAUGGGGCGCCGUCCUCCUUCUCGACGAAGCAGAUAUCUUCCUCGAGAAGCGUACCAUCCACGAUAUCCACCGCAACGCACUCGUGAGUAUUUUCCUCCGGCUGCUGGAAUACUUCCAGGGUAUCUUGUUCUUGACCACGAACCGGGUCGAAACCUUCGACGACGCGUUCCAGUCACGUAUUCACGUGGCGUUGCGAUAUGGCGAUCUGGCACCAAAGGCGAAGCGUAGUAUCUGGAAGAUGUUCCUGGAGCGAGUACGUGCGAUUGAGGGCGUUCAGACUGCGGAGUUCACGGAGAAGGAUUACGACCUACUGUCACGUCACACGCUCAACGGCCGACAGAUCAAGAACUCGGUUCGGACCGCUCAGGCACUGGCGGUCAACGAAAGGAUGCCACUCUCCAUGGACCAUAUCAAACGGGUCCUGGACGUGGCUGAGACGUUCGAUCAUGAUCUUCGCGGCGGAACCGGCUACCUGGAUGCCAUGCGCAGUUACACCUAA
This is a messenger RNA of Penicillium verhagenii, 2748 nucleotides long. Its product is annotated as ATP-binding protein. The record is from RefSeq and is a predicted model, not a curated record. The transcript has 3 exons. Gene Ontology annotation, molecular function: ATP hydrolysis activity; ATP binding. NCBI's taxonomy places the organism in Eukaryota, Fungi, Ascomycota, Eurotiomycetes, Eurotiales, Aspergillaceae. The coding region runs from base 1 to 2748 and encodes 915 amino acids.